Messenger RNA from Saccostrea cuccullata (small rock oyster), 3248 nucleotides. RefSeq names its product tyrosine-protein kinase receptor torso-like. Gene Ontology annotation, biological process: protein phosphorylation; multicellular organism development; positive regulation of kinase activity. NCBI's taxonomy places the organism in Eukaryota, Metazoa, Mollusca, Bivalvia, Ostreida, Ostreidae. The record is from RefSeq and is a predicted model, not a curated record. The transcript has 23 exons. The coding region runs from base 150 to 3245 and encodes 1031 amino acids. Gene Ontology annotation, molecular function: ATP binding; protein binding; transmembrane receptor protein tyrosine kinase activity. Gene Ontology annotation, cellular component: plasma membrane; signaling receptor complex.
AAUGACCUUGACAACAAAACAGAGAACAUGGAGUAAAAAUGUUUAUUUGUUUUUGACACAGCUAAUCAACAGAAUGGUUUACUGAAAAUGGAUUUAAUUUGUACGAAAACUUGUUGGUUAAGUGGAGUGAAGUUUGAUUAACUUCCGGAAUGUCACCUUUAAUUUUUGUUACGUUUAUGGUUUUGUGGUUCAAAGUGGGGGAUAUGAAUGAACAGAAUUAUACAGAGCUGGGGCAGAGCGUGAUCGAUCAAUGUCAAGCCAGGUGUCAUCUCAAGAAUAUCAAAGAAACUGGAGAUUACAACUGUAAUUCAAUGAAUUGUAAACAGUGUCUAAAACCAUGCUUCUUCACAGAAAAGGAAAAAGAGCGUUGUCAAAUGGAAUGUGUAAGUAAUAAGGACCACAUUCCGGAUUCUAAAAAAAAUGAACAUAGAGACUGUAUUUUAAUCUGCCUCUUCAUGGAAACUGCAUCAGAUAAUAAAAGUUUUCCUAAACCAGGUACGCUGAAACAUGUUGCUUUGCAGACAUGUCGAGUUAAUAUUCCUGCUUAUGGAAACCAAUCUGGAACGUUUAACAUCUCUCUCAGAUGGUCUUUAGAAAAUGCCAGUGGAGAUUUUAUAGAAUACACAGUUUGGAAAAAAGUAAAGCAGCAAGAGGAAGAAUAUUGGCAGCUUAUUUCUGUUACAAAUGCAACAUCAUGGAAAAUCGAAGAUCUUAACCCUGAUUUGCUUUACAAAUUUAAAGUUAUUCCAGUGUUUCAUGAUGGCAUUAACAUGAUACAAUCUACUGAAACCGAAUGGAUCCAAUCAUUCAAAGCAGAUACCAAUUUACAGAGCCCACUCUCACUCUCUGUAUCGAAUGAAUCUGUGGACGAGAAAUCGGUCAAAGUAAAGUUGUCCUGGGAACCACCCCCUGAUAAUCCUUGCUUCUUCAAGCUAUUUUGGAUGUCUGCAAACUGUGAAUCCUAUAAAAGUCGUACCAUCGACAUGUCAUCAUUAUCUAGACCAAGUUUAUGGUUGUCGAAUUUGGGCUUUGGAUGUGAUUAUAAGUUUGAUAUCCAGAGUUCUGUAGAUCCCAUUUUCAGCAGAGUCAGCAAUUUUACUGUGACGUCAUACCGCACGAUUGACUGUUUGCCAGCGACGUCAUUUAACUAUUCUCUCUGUGCCCCAGAACAGCCAUCAGAAAUCACAAUAAAAACUGUGAAAACGUAUGUAGAUGAGGUCAAUAAAAUGACAGCCGGGGACAUUGUACUAUCUUGGAGUCCUCCCCCGCACGCCAGCGAGGAUAACAACAUCUCCGUGUACAGAAUAGACUUCAGUAAAGUAGCCCGCCUCCACAGACUUCAGUACCUCGUACCCCACAGUAAUGUCACGCAUGUGUUAGGGAAUCAAACUUGGGUUGUAAUAAGGAAACUCCACUGGUUUAACGACUAUCGGUUUACUAUUGUUGGAAUAUCUGAAGGCGGAGAGAGUAAAGAAUGUUCAAAGACCUUUAAACUUGGUGAAUUUGCAAAAUUGACGGCCAAGAAAGAAGACACGGAGCAAGAGGAGAAGAACGAGUCUGUGAUAGCUGUGGUGGUGGUGGUUGUGGGAGUCCUGCUGGCCUUUAUACUUGUCUGUAUUAUCAAAAGGAAAAGGUCCAGAGAGGAACAGGAAACGGAAAGGAAAACCAGCGACGAGGCCUACAAUCCUCUAUACGUGGCCACAUCGCAGUCCUCCUGUGAAGAUCCCCUCCUGUCAGAUCACAUGGAGAUAUGCUUCGAAAACCUCCAUCUUUUGGAAAUCAUUGGUGAGGGAGCGUUUGGUAAGGUCCAUAAAGGGGAAUAUAUACAGGAGGACGGAAAAAGAUGCACCGUGGCUGUGAAAAUGCUGAAAGAGUUUGCAGAUAAAACAGAAGAGAAGAGCCUAAUGACGGAGAUUGAAGCCAUGAAACAGCUGGGAAACCAUCCUAACAUAGUGGGGAUGCUGGGCUUCUGUACAAAGCCGUCCUCCCUCUGUCUGUUGAUGGACUUCUGUCCCCUGGGUGAUCUACGACAAUAUCUCCUUAACUGCAGGCAUCAGAUGAUGAAAAUGGGUCAAACAAUGAGAAGGAGAUCAGACAGUGGUAUCAGCCCGGGCUGUGAUAGAUCAAAAAGCGCCGAUUUUUUUUCUGCUGAUCCUGGAGGAUUGGAGGUGCUUUCUUCAAAUUCUGAAAGUAACGUAUCAACAGAAUCGGAAUGCUGUAUUCAAGAGGCGACACUUCUGUCCUAUGCUCGGCAGAUCGCCAUAGGGAUGGAAUACCUAUCCCAGAAGAAGUUUAUCCACAGAGAUUUAGCUGCCAGAAACAUUCUAAUGGUGGACAACCGUAGACUGAAAAUCUCGGAUUUCGGACUGACACGUGACAUAUAUGAAACUAACAUGUAUCAGCCUACUUCAUCCCGUAAACUCCCCUACAAAUGGAUGGCCAUUGAAUCCAUUUUCGAUCAAGUCUUUACAAUAAAAUCCGACAUCUGGUCGUUUGGGAUCGUUUUGUGGGAAAUCGUAACACUGGGUGGUAGUCCGUAUCCGGGAAUUCCCAAUGAAGAUUUAUUCCGCCUUCUAAAAGAUGGUUACCGCAUGGACAGGCCAGAAAAUUGUUCCACUGACAUAUACCAAAUGAUGCUGUCAGCAUGGCAUCCAAAUCCUGACUGCCGCCCGACUUUUACCAACCUCCGCACAAAGCUAGAGUCGAUGUUAGAGGCAACACAGUCUUAUAUUAACCUCUCUGUCAGUGUAUCACAGGAUUACUAUACAAACGAGAGUUCCUCAAGGGACACAUCGCCGCUUUCCUUGCCAGACAGUGUUUCGGACAGCACUGGAAGUAGAUCUUCAUCAUAUUUUGCCAUGAAUGUACAAGGGGAGACAAAUGCUUCGCCAGUUGUUCCAAAUACUUAUCUCUCCCUCCCACAAAACUCAACGAUACCCGUGAGUUCUAACGAAUUGAAACGUGAAUGUGUUCACGGAUCAGAAUUGACAUCUUGUUACAAUACGGAACAAUGUGAAAUGUGCAGAAGUUUACCAUGUGCCUUGUGUAAGAAUGAAUCCAAAUUUAAACAGGAAAAUACUCAGUCCGGAUAUCCAGUCAAUGAAGUCACAAAAUCCUCAUCCAUUAAUAAAAUAAGGAUUUUUCCACAUGGAAGUAAAGUUGUCUAUUCUGACAAAAUUACAGUUGGAGAAAAACAAAAUUUUGACACGUGUUCAAAUUCAAUUUCUAUCCAUAAUAAAUCUUGAAUU